Molecule: messenger RNA, 4437 nt
Organism: Trifolium pratense (red clover)
Lineage: Eukaryota; Viridiplantae; Streptophyta; Magnoliopsida; Fabales; Fabaceae
Product: nuclear pore complex protein NUP1
Exons: 10
Coding region: 537-3998 (1153 amino acids)
Biological process (GO): nuclear membrane organization; poly(A)+ mRNA export from nucleus
Cellular component (GO): nuclear envelope
Source: RefSeq, a predicted model, not a curated record
CGCAGAGGCUCAUCACUUAUAGCGCUCACCGUCUCUUCGCCUCCGUUUUCCGCAAACGCCUUCCUCCACCUCCUUCAGAAACAGUACAAGAAGCAAGGGACAAUCGCAAGGAAACAUCUACCUUUAUAUUUGGCUGGCUGUCAAGAUCCGCCAUCUGUUAUUGAUAACAUUGUGUUGAAGAGCGUUAUUCAUCAGUGGUUGCUGUUAUUACUGAUAUGAGCAUGGAUGCUUGAAGCAUGUGGAAAGGAGGUAUACUCAGAUCUUGUUUAAAGAGAACGAUAGCUAGGAGUGUGGAGGAACUUUGCAUAGCACCUGUACCCUUCCUCUCUAGGCAAUGGUUUGGAAUCUUGUUCUAGACAUAAUGGGUAUCCUUCAAGCAAACUCUCACAACUUGUUCAACGACAACUUGAACUGGAUCCGAAUAUGCUUCCUUCAAUGUUGCAAAUGAGUCAUCUGGCAAGCAACAAAGAGUACGAGGCGAAAGUAGUGAUCAGAUUAACCUAUCUGCUGAAGUUGGUUUACCUGAGCUUGAGAAAAUGUUAACGCAUCAGACUUUUACCAGAUCAGAGAUUGAUCAUUUGGUAGAGCUUAUGCAUUCUAGAUCCGUAGAUACAGCUGCCAGGGAAGAAGGAAAGAGGACAGAAGUGGUUCCAUUAGAAUCAGUGUUGCCUCGUAACCAAAAGGAAGAGUAUCCCCAAACCCCAGCAUUAGAAAAUGGGAUCGAAAACCAUGUUGUUUCCACCCCACAUUCCACUUUCAGUAUUUCUGUUGAAGGUGUUGCUUCACCUGCGCAACUAGGAAAGGCUUACAUGGAGAGCAGGCCUUCCCAGGUAUCCCCAUUAAUGGUAGGCUCGCGAAGUCCUACCGGGGAGGAUUCAAUUCUACUGAAAGGCCAUCACUUUGUUCAAAAAUCCCCUGUUAUGUCAAUUGUGCCAAGGGCUACUAACCAUGCUAGGGUUUCUGAAAAUGGUUUUUUGACCCCAAGAUCUCGUGGCAGAUCGGCAAUAUAUAAUAUGGCUGCAACACCUUAUCCUAGAGUUUAUCCAGCCUCCAGACUCAAGGGUGCUGGGAUUCAUGUUGAAGAUGGGCCAUCAUCUUCAACUCAGCAUGCACUCGAUCAUGGUGUACUUUCUGGAACUAAACAAGGGGGAUUAAAACGUAGAAGUUCUGUAUUAGGCAAUGAUAUAGGAUCUUUAGGUCCUAUACGCCGAAUCCGUCACAAGGCUAAUCUUCUAUCCUCUAAAGGAUUGACCCUGACUCACUCAGACAGCCCUCUGCCUAUAACUAGUAGCGGGGUUGGUAUUAUUAAUGCUGCUCAGCAAUCUUCAUUGUCCAUGCAGAAGCCUAUUCUGUCCGGUGAAGUUAAGCAUAGCCAUAGCAAAUCCUCAGCAGAAAAUGAAGAUGACACCAUGCCUAGUAGCAGCUUUCCUCCUUUACCAUCAAAAUCUAGUGAGAUGGCCUCAAAAAUACUGCAGCAACUUGAUAAGAUGGUUUCUCCCAAAGAAAAAUCGUCGAUACUAAGGAUGCCAAAUGUGAAUGAUAAAUCUCCAACGAAGUUGUCAUCUUCCAUGUUACGAGGACAAGCUCUCCGAAGCAUGGAGACAGUAGAUUCAUCAAAAUUGUUGGAUAGUGUCCAGGAUAAUGAAUUAGAUGAUACUCUUAGAAGUUUGUCUGCUAGUGCUCAAAAGUUGACAUCAAAGAGGAGCAAGAUGGAAAAUGGUCUGAAGCCUGUUUCUCUGAAUAAUGGAUUAAUUCCAGCAGUAACUGGUUCAGACUCUACUGUCCCAAGGAACCAAGUCAUGUCUAUUGGAAAAUCUGAAGUUUCUUCUGACCCUCCCUCAAAAAAGAGGGCUUUCUGUAUGAGUGCACAUGAGGAUUUUCUGGAGUUGGAUGAUGAUGAUGAUGAUGCAUGUCCUAAUGGAGCUGCCUCUCCUUUCUCUACAUCUAGGAAAGACACAAAAGGCUCUACUGCUGUGGCUGAGAAAACAGCCUCUGCCAUUGAAAAACCUGUACAGGAGACGCCACCAGGUUCAUCUGUAGUGAUGUCAUCCAAAAGUUUUACAGCAGAUGGUAAACUUAGGACACAUGAUAGUUUGAUAGUUGAUGAGAAGGUUGACGCACCAACAUCAAUAACUUCGUCUAUUGCCGCUGGUCCUACUGUUAAUUCAAAUAUGGGUGCAGUUAAAACAUCGAAGCACACUAAUUUAAGUUCUGACAAGCCUACUUCACCAAAUGGAUCAGUUGCUGAUCCUCCCCUGUUUAACUUUGGGAAUAAUUUUGUUCCUUCGACAGAGCUGACAGGUGCUGAUGAUCAACCAAAAGAGUCCACUAAAACAGGUCCAGUAUUUGGUUUGGAUAACGCUGCACCAUCAAAGGAAACAAGUGCUACUGAUGCUCCAUCAGUUAAUUUUGGGUUCAACAAAAAUAAUGACAGUGUUCCACUAGUGCCGUUUACUUCCUCUUCAUCAGUUGGUGGUGACUCUACUUUUUUCAAAUUUGGUGGAGCUCCUGACUCAAAGCUAUGCUCGACCAGUUCUGCUGCUGGUAAUGUUGAUUCAGUGCCAAAAGUUCAUGAAUCAGAUAAUGCUGAUGCCAAGACUAAUAGAGUUUCUGGAUUCCCUGCUCCAUCAUCAGAACCAUCUUCAGCAUCUACAUCAUUGUUAACAUCACCCACAAAUAUAUUUACUUUUGGUAACAGUUCUAGUUCAAGUAAUGGAUCUGCUGCUCCAAGCCCUGUAUUUUCCUCCCCAUUUCUUCCUGUGGUUACAAAUAAUUCUACUAGUCAGAAUAUGUUCAGUAGUUCAUCCCUUGCAACAAGCAGCAGCAUCAGUGCCGCUGUAACUUCCAUACCCAGCAUGACAACCAGCACCUCUGCCCCAGUGAUGGUGUCUUCAUCUUCCACAACUUCCCUUUUCACAUUUGGAUCCACUCCUUCGCCAUCAACAAGUUUACCUCUAUCAUCUUCCACAGAACCAGUGGAAACCAAGGGAGAACAGAAUACUGGAAUUGGUAAUCUUGGAACCACUUCCUUCGGAAGCUCUUCUGCUGCUGUUGGAAGUACCGGGAAUAGCAUUUUUGGCUUUAGUUCGUCGGCAACAUCUGCAAAUAGCCAGUCCCAGACUCAGGGUUCUAUCUUUGGCACUAUAAGUGGGUCUUCCGUUGGUACUCUGGCACCAAGUGCUACUAGUGGUUUUGCAACUUCGACUCAGAGUCAGUCUGUGGCAUUUGGGUCAUCUACAUCAUCCCCAUUAGUUGAGUUGACCGGGAAUACAGCUUUUUCUUCAGGGACUCCGUCGCUCCCUUGUUCAAGUCCUGCAACAAAUAUUUUUAACUCUGGUACAAUUUCUGGACAAAGCACCGCUGCCUCCUCUUUGGAAGCCAACCCUGUUAACUCCAAUAGUGGCACAAAUUCUACUUCAUUUGGACUUCCGAGUUGGCAGCCCAGCAAGUCAUCUCUGUUUGGUACUCCCUUUAGUUCAUCAUCAUCAUCAUCAUCUACUUCUGGGGUUUCCUUUGGAACAUCCACUCCGUCUACUUCCACCAGUUCUCCCAUGGUGUUUGGAUCAUCUACAGGUGCAUCAGUUCCUCCAUUCUCAUUUAAUUCAGCUGCAGCUACUACCAAUACACAGCCUGCUUUUGGAAACCCUAGUCCUGUCUUUGCAUUUGGGACAGCUUCUGUUAAUAAUGAUCAAACGAGCAUGGAGGACAGUAUGGCCGAGGAUACAGUUCAAGCAACUCCAUCCGUCACUCCUGUAUUUGGUCAACAACCUCCCCCGGUUCAAUCAAAUUUUGUAUUCGGUGCACCAACUCCACCAGCAGCGAAUCCUUUCCAGUUUGGGGGUCAACAGAAUAUUGCUCCACAGAAUCCAUCUCCAUUUCUGGCUUCCGGCAGUCUAGAAUUUAACGCUGGAGGGAGUUUCUCGCUGGGCACUGGUGGUGUUGAUAAGUCUGGUCGAAAGCAUAUUAAAAUUAAACACAACAGGCAGCGUAAGAAGUAAGAGAAAGACUGUUACUUAUGGAAGUGGUUAGUAAUGUCACUGAUGCAGUCUGCUCAUGAUUGCAACAAAUAAAUAAGCUCUAAAGGCAAGUGAUCCCUUAAUUUGGCUGUUGAGGUUGCACUCUGGACAAGUGAGAUGCUAUUGAAAUGAAAUCAACACACGCAUGCUGGUUAGUAUCAUCUGUCUUGCUUCUUAUUUAAUGCAAGGCAUAAGUUUGCACAAUUUUGUAAUAAUAUGAUAUGAUAGAACAUUAUUUGCUGUAUUUGUUGUACUGGUUAGACUUAUAGGUCUUGGUUCUAGAUCAACAUUUGGUCGGUUGUGUCGUUGUGAUCACAAAAUCCCUGUAUUAUCGUUUAUUUUUAUCGUAGGCCGAAACAGGCAUGAAUUUAAUCUACACUAAUAAAUUUCUAGCUUAUAAAAAAAGUAGUACCUUUUAUCA